Aspergillus ochraceoroseus IBT 24754 is the source of this 663-nucleotide messenger RNA. RefSeq lists its product as uncharacterized. The transcript has 2 exons. NCBI's taxonomy places the organism in Eukaryota, Fungi, Ascomycota, Eurotiomycetes, Eurotiales, Aspergillaceae. The coding region runs from base 154 to 393 and encodes 79 amino acids. The record is from RefSeq and is a predicted model, not a curated record.
GUACGGAUCGGAUAGUUACCUAUUCUAUUGUAGGUAAUCCAGCGCCCGGCAUAGCCACAACCGGGCGAAAUAUAGUAAAAAAGCACUCUGUAUAGUAUGGUAUGUGGUAACUAUACUCUGCUUCAUGUUCUUUCAAGUUAGGCGAGAGGGCUCAUGUGGUAUAUAAGUUGGAUCCAUCCUACCGAGUUGGUCUCAUUCUUUCUAUUCAUUCAGUCUCUAUCAACCAAACUUAUAUAUAAUUCAUUCUAUCGCUGUUGGUUGACACUGAACCCUGAUAAAUAUUGUAUCGUUUCUCCAUCUAUUCGCCUUGACUUUUGUGUCUACUUUACAUCUAUAUCUAUCCAUCCAUCCACCCAUCCACCCAUCCGUCCACCUAUCGGUAUAGAUAGAUAGAUAUAUAGCAGUACCCUUCCAUUCCACCUCAGAAUGUGUUUCAACGACUCGCGAAACCGUCAAUACGCCGUUCCGUCCCGCCCAGUGGACAUCCGAUACAACACCCAAUCCAACUCUAAUAUCGGAUACGGUCGAAAACCGGAUAUGGUGGUGGAGGAGGAGAUAGCGGCGGCGGUGGUGGUGGUCACGGCGGUGGACAUGGAGGAGCCAGUGGAUGCGGAGGCGGCGGCGGCGGAGGAUGCGGAGGAGGAGGUGGAGGAAGCUAAAUAA